CUUAAAGGGGGGGCCGCAACUGCGGCUGGGCGGGAGUCCGGGUGGGCUGCGCUGAGCGAGGGUGGUGCUGGGCAGGGCGGCGGCUGCUCCCUCCCGGCCCCUCGGCCCUGGUCCCGCCUGGGAAGGGAUGCAGGGAAACCCUCGGGCGCUGCGCUCCGAGGCGGGAGACGGCGUCCCCCUCCGCCCCUUGGCUCUUGGCGCCGCAGAGCCCGGCCCAGGCCGCGGAACGGUGAUGCUCGGGCCUGACGGGCGGGCGCGGCCCCCUGCGUCCCGGUCUUCCUAAAGGAAGAGAAGGAGACUGAAUUGGGAUGAUAACAAAAAGUUCUAGAGAUCUAGGUAUUGUGACAUAUAUAUAUAUUUUUAAUUCUUGACAUCUUGGUAGCACUUGACUGUAGACUGACUUUGGACAUGUGGCAAAAUUUCAAAUGAUUUUAAGAAGCCCACAGAGCUAACAGUAGCUCAGAAGAUUUCGUUUCUGGAGUGACAUUGAGCAUGGUGUCCCCAAGCAACCCAUUGACCUGUGAGGGGAAGUUGAUGGUAUUUUCUGGGCUUUGAUAACACGGACUUUUUUUUUUUUUUUUUUGAGACAGUUUUGCUCUUGUUGCCCAAGCUGGAGUACAAUGGUGUGAUCUGGGCUCACUGCAACAUCUGCCUCCCAAGUUCUAGCGAUUCUCCUACCUCAGCCUCCUCAGUAGCUGGGAUUACAGGCGUGCGCCACCAGGCCCAUAUUUUUAGUAGAAACGGGGUUUCACCAUGUUAACCAUGCUGGUCUUGAACUCCUGACCUCAGGUGAUCUGCCUGCCUUGGCCUCCCAAAGUGCUGGGAUUACAGAGGCAUGAGCCACUGUGCCCGACCAACAUGGACUGUCUUAAAUAGACUUGGUUAAUGUCUUUUACACAUGGUAGAGCUGGUUGAGAUAUGAGGCUGUGUUCCCCCCAAAAAAAUGACCUUUAAUCCUUUCUAUAAAGAUGUAGCUGACCUUUAAUCAUCUCAACCCUUCACAAGGCACCAUACAAGCUGAAAAUGUGUGUCUGACAUGCAAGCUCAGUGGGGCAGAGACCUGUGGAUUGCUGUGCCCUGCCCUCCGAACCCGGAUCAUGAAGGUGUUGGGAAGAAGCUUCUUCUGGGUGCUGUUUCCCGUCCUUCCCUGGGCGGUGCAGGCUGUGGAGCACGAGGAGGUGGCGCAGCGGGUGAUCAAACUGCACCGCGGGCGAGGGGUGGCCGCCACACAGAGCCGGCAGUGGGUCCGGGACAGCUGCAGGAAGCUCUCAGGGCUUCUCCGCCAGAAGAAUGCGGUUCUGAACAAACUGAAAAAUGCAAUUGGAGCAGUGGAGAAAGACGUGGGCCUGUCGGAUGAAGAGAAACUGUUUCAGGUGCACACGUUUGAAAUUUUCCAGAAAGAGCUGAAUGAAAGUGAAAAUUCCGUUUUCCAAGCCAUCUACGGACUGCAGAGAGCCCUGCAGGGGGAUUACAGAGAUGUCGUGAACAUGAAGGAGAGCAGCCGGCAGCGCCUGGAGGCCCUGAGAGAGGCUGCAAUAAAGGAAGAAACAGAAUAUAUGGAACUUCUGGCAGCAGAAAAACAUCAAGUUGAAGCCCUUAAAAAUAUGCAACAUCAAAACCAAAGUUUAUCCAUGCUUGACGAGAUUCUUGAAGAUGUAAGAAAGGCAGCAGAUCGUCUGGAGGAAGAGAUAGAGGAACAUGCUUUUGACGACAAUAAAUCAGUCAAGGGGGUCAAUUUUGAGGCAGUUCUGAGGGUGGAGGAAGAAGAGGCCAAUUCUAAGCAAAAUAUAACAAAACGAGAAGUGGAGGACGACUUGGGCCUUAGCAUGCUGAUUGACUCCCAGAACAACCAGUAUAUUUUGACCAAGCCCAGAGAUUCAACCAUCCCACGUGCAGAUCACCACUUUAUAAAGGACAUUGUUACCAUAGGAAUGCUGUCCUUGCCUUGUGGCUGGCUAUGUACAGCCAUAGGAUUGCCUACAAUGUUUGGUUAUAUUAUUUGUGGUGUACUUCUGGGACCUUCAGGACUAAAUAGUAUUAAGUCUAUUGUGCAAGUGGAGACAUUAGGAGAAUUUGGGGUGUUUUUUACUCUUUUUCUUGUUGGCUUAGAAUUUUCUCCAGAAAAGCUAAGAAAGGUGUGGAAGAUUUCCUUACAAGGGCCGUGUUACAUGACACUGUUAAUGAUUGCAUUUGGCUUGCUGUGGGGGCAUCUCUUGCGGAUCAAACCCACGCAGAGCGUCUUCAUUUCCACGUGUCUGUCCUUGUCAAGCACACCCCUCGUGUCCAGGUUCCUCAUGGGCAGUGCUCGGGGUGACAAAGAAGGCGACGUUGACUACAGCACCGUGCUCCUUGGCAUGCUGGUGACGCAGGACGUGCAGCUCGGGCUCUUCAUGGCCGUCAUGCCGACUCUUAUACAGGCGGGCGCCAGUGCAUCUUCUAGCAUUGUCGUGGAAGUUCUCCGAAUCCUGGUUUUGGUUGGUCAGAUUCUUUUUUCGCUAGCGGCGGUUUUUCUUUUAUGUCUUGUUAUAAAGAAGUAUCUCAUUGGACCCUAUUAUCGGAAGCUGCACAUGGAAAGCAAGGGGAACAAAGAAAUCCUGAUCUUGGGAAUAUCUGCCUUUAUCUUCUUAAUGUUAACGGUCACGGAGCUGCUGGAUGUAUCCAUGGAGCUGGGCUGUUUCCUGGCCGGAGCACUCAUCUCCUCUCAGGGCCCCGUGGUCACCGAGAUCGCCACCUCCAUCGAACCCAUCCGCGACUUCCUGGCCAUUGUUUUCUUCGCCUCCAUAGUUUCUCCUGGCGGCGCUAGUCCUGUCUCUCAUUCUGCCGAGGAGCAGCCAGUACAUCAAGUGGAUCGUCUCUGCGGGGCUUGCCCAGGUCAGCGAGUUUUCCUUUGUCCUGGGGAGCCGGGCGCGAAGAGCGGGCGUCAUCUCUCGGGAGGUGUACCUCCUUAUACUGAGUGUGACCACGCUCAGCCUCUUGCUCGCCCCGGUGCUGUGGAGAGCUGCAAUCUCGAGGUGUGUGCCCAGACCAGAGAGACGGUCUAGCCUCUGACAGCACAGAGAUGAUGGACCAUGGAAGGGAAGCGUCUGUGGGGAGUGAGCGCUUAGAUGGCCGGCAGCUGCUCCUUCUGGGAAGCUCAUGCCUUGGCAACAGAACAGCUCUCUAGCAAAGCGUCAGUGCAGUCGUGUUCUCCCGGCUUUUACAGAAUAUUCUUGCCCUAUUUUAGAAUUUUCCAGAGUAGUUUAUUUGCAGUCCGUUGAUUAUGUGCAUUAGACCCGGGACACUGCGUUUUACCAAUAGCCUUGAAGGUGGUGCCUGGAUGUGCCUUUUUUUUUCCCUGAAAUUAUUAUUAAUUUUCUAUUGUGAGUUCAUCAGUUCAUAGUUUUUUUAGUAAAGAAGCAAAAUUAAAAGGCUUUUAAAAAUGUACAACUUCAGAAUUAUAAUCUGUUGGUCAAAUAUUUGUUAUUAAACAUUUCUGUAAUAUGAAGUUGUAAUCCUGGCCGUGAGCUUGGAAGCUUACUUUUGAUUCUUAAAGCCUAUGUUUUCUAAAAUGAGACAAAUAUGGAUGUCUAUUUGCCUUUUAUUGUAACUUUUAAAUGAAAUAAUUUCAUGUCAGUUUCUAUUAGAUAUAUCACUUAAAAUAUUUGAUUUUAAAUCACAAGAAUAUGUAUUCUUUAAUAAAGCUAAUUUAUGAUCAGCAUAUAAUUAAAUUUAUUAAAAUCUGUUUUUAUUAA
This is a messenger RNA of Pongo pygmaeus (Bornean orangutan), 3731 nucleotides long. It is a transcript of the gene SLC9D1, whose product is annotated as solute carrier family 9 member D1. NCBI's taxonomy places the organism in Eukaryota, Metazoa, Chordata, Mammalia, Primates, Hominidae. The transcript has 13 exons. Gene Ontology annotation, cellular component: membrane. The record is from RefSeq and is a predicted model, not a curated record. Gene Ontology annotation, biological process: potassium ion transmembrane transport; proton transmembrane transport. Gene Ontology annotation, molecular function: potassium:proton antiporter activity. The coding region runs from base 1098 to 3041 and encodes 647 amino acids.